AUGCCCCGCACCUCAUUGUUCAGAGGUCUUGCCCGCCCUCAGACGACUGGAAAGUUUGCUCUUACAUCCCCAAAACCCCUCCCGUGUUGGCAGUCGAUAUCCCAUUCCCGCCGUCACUACCUCUCUCCAGCAGUACAAGCACACCAAGCUCGCAAGAUGGCUCCCCAACUUGACGGCUACUUCAAGCAGGUCGAUGCCGACGCCGACCACUUCAUCGAGCGCCUCCGCAAGGCUGUUGCGAUCCCCUCCAUUUCUGCCGAAGUCGAGCGCCGCCCCGAUGUCGUCAAGAUGGGCGAAUGGCUCGCUGCCGAGCUGAAGGCCCUCGGCGCCUCUGUCGAGCUUCGACCUCUCGGCGAGCAGCCCGACAAGCCCGGCCUGCAGCUGCCCCCCGUCGUUCUUGGAAGAUACGGAAGCGACAAGAACAAGCGUACCAUCCUGGUCUACGGCCACUACGAUGUUCAGCCCGCCGAGAAGAGCGACGGCUGGGCGACGGAGCCUUUUGAGCUGUCCGUCGAUGACAAGGGCAGGAUGUUCGGUCGUGGUGCCACCGACGACAAGGGUCCUGUGCUUGGCUGGUUGAACGCCAUCGAGGCUCACCAGAAGGCCGGUAUCGAUUUCCCCGUCAACCUCCUCAUGUGCUUUGAGGGCAUGGAGGAGUACGGCUCUGAGGGUCUUGACGACCUUAUCAACGCCGAGGCCAAGAAGUACUUUGCCGACGCCGACGCCGUCUGCAUUUCUGACAACUACUGGCUCGGAACCGAGAAGCCCUGCCUGACCUACGGUCUCCGUGGCUGCAACUACUACUCCGUCGAGAUCUCUGGUCCCGGCGCUGACCUGCACAGCGGUGUCUUCGGCGGUACUGCCCAGGAGCCAAUGACCGACUUGGUUCGUGUCCUUGGCUCCCUGGUCGACACGAACGGCAAGAUUCAGAUUCCUGGCAUCAACGACCAGGUUGCUCCUGUGACCAAGGAGGAAGAGAACCUGUACGAGGGCAUUGCCUUCACCAUGGACAAUCUCCACGAGUCCCUUGGCAGCAAGACCACCAUCUUUGAGGACAAGAAGCCCACACUCAUGGCCAGAUGGCGCUACCCGUCUCUCUCCCUCCACGGUAUCGAGGGUGCCUUCUCCGCCCCCGGCGCGAAGACUGUCAUUCCCGCCAAGGUGACUGGCAAGUUCUCCAUCCGCACCGUGCCGAACAUGGAGAUCGACGCCACCAAUGAGGUCGUCUACAAGUACGUCAAUGAGCAAUUCGCGAAGCUCAAGAGCAAAAACACCCUGAAGGUCUGGGCUCAGCACACUGGCAAGUGGUGGGUUGCGUCGCCCAAGCACUGGAACUUCUCCGCCGCCGCCAAGGCCACCGAGCGGGUCUGGGGCGUGGAGCCUGACUUCACUCGCGAGGGUGGAAGCAUUCCCGUCACCCUGACUUUUGAGCAGGCCACUGGCAAGAAUGUUCUCCUCCUGCCCAUGGGUAGCUCCACUGACGGCGCCCACUCUAUCAACGAGAAGCUGGACAAGCGCAACUACAUCGAGGGCAUCAAGCUCCUCGGCGCCUACCUGCACUACGUUGCUGAGGAGCCCAUUGAAUAA
This is a messenger RNA of Colletotrichum higginsianum IMI 349063, 1587 nucleotides long. RefSeq names its product Peptidase family M20/M25/M40. The record is from RefSeq and is a predicted model, not a curated record. Gene Ontology annotation, molecular function: metallodipeptidase activity. Bases 1 to 1587 code for a protein of 528 amino acids. NCBI's taxonomy places the organism in Eukaryota, Fungi, Ascomycota, Sordariomycetes, Glomerellales, Glomerellaceae. The transcript has 2 exons. Gene Ontology annotation, biological process: proteolysis.